AUGAAGAACAGGAACACUUCAGGUGGAAGGAAGGACAGGGCGCAGGAGGCCAUCGAGUCGUUCAGCGCCAUCGUCGAGGACUCCAACAGCAGCCCCAAGUUUCAAUAUGAGAUCAUUCGCGUGCCGCCUUACCACUACAUUCACGUGCUGGACAACAACGCCAACGUGGUGCGCGUGGUCGAAGGACCCUCGCGCUACACCUGCCUCGGUCACGAGAAGGUCAUCCUCGGCCCCGAGCCCAUGAUCGUGGUGCCACCUCGACACUAUGCCACCAUCGAAAACCCCGUCCUCAAGGAUGCGGAGGGCAAGAUUGUGCUGGACAAGCACAAGCAGGCCAAGCUGCGCCACGGCGAACUGGAGAUCCGGUUCGAGCGCGACCCGUUCCCGCUGUACCCCGGCGAGAAGCUCAGCGGCCCCGUCCAGCCGCUCGUCGUCGUCGCCGAAAACACCGCCCUCCGCCUCAAGGCCUUGUGCGACUUUGACGAGGCCAAGGCGGAGGAGAAGGGCAAGGAGAAGGGCAAGGGCCACCACGGCCGGCGAGUGGCGGGCGAGGAGUGGCUCUUCGCCGGGCCGCACACGUACUUCCCGCGGGUCGAGGUGGCGGUGAUGGAGGUGAUCCACGCGGUGGUGCUCAAGCCCGACCAGGCCCUCCACCUCCGGGCCUACCGCGACUUUGUGGACCGGCAGGGCGUCGAGCGCAAGGCCGGCGAGGAGUGGCUGGUGCGCACGGCCGGCGCGUACCUGCCCGACGUCAACGAGAAGCUGGUGACCACCGUCUCGGGCUACAUCCUGACCAGCGACAAGGCCCUCCACCUACGCGCCCGCACCUCCUUCACCGACAUGUAUGGGAAUGAGCGGAAGGCGGGAGAGGAGUGGCUGGUGACCAGCGAGCAGGGCGAGGUGCACAUCCCCGACGUCUACGAGGAGGUGGUCGGCACUCGCUCUAUCACGUCCCUCAGCAGUCGCCACAUCAUCGAGAAUCCGGUGGUGGACGGAGCGUCGAAGCUGGGCGCUCGCGAGCUCAGGCGCGGUCCCCUCAACUUCUUCCUCAAGCCGGGAGAGACCAUCCAAGCUGGCCACCUCAACGAAAUCUACCUGUUGAUGGCGGAGGACGGGCUGCUGAUGCGAGCGCGCGAGGCCUUCGAGGACGUGACGGAGGACGACAACAAGGUCAAGCGCAUCACCAGGCGGCGGGCCGGCGACCGGUGGCUCGUGUGCGGUCCGCGCGAGUACAUCCCGCCGCUCGAGGCCGAAGUCAUCCAGCGCCAGCGGGCCGUCAUCCAGCUCGAGGGCCUCAACCUCUACAUCUUCAACAUCGGCCCGAUCAUCGGCCUGGCCUUCCUCCUCCUCGUCCUGCUCUGGUUCGUGGGCCGCUCGCUUGGCGGCGGAAGCAGCGCCGCGCCGCCCACGAUCCUCGACCAGCAGGAACUCUAA
Molecule: messenger RNA, 1434 nt
Organism: Acanthamoeba castellanii str. Neff
Lineage: Eukaryota; Discosea; Longamoebia; Acanthamoebidae
Product: major vault protein alpha, putative
Exons: 9
Coding region: 1-1434 (477 amino acids)
Cellular component (GO): nucleus; cytoplasm
Source: RefSeq, a predicted model, not a curated record